This is a messenger RNA of Coccomyxa subellipsoidea C-169, 2415 nucleotides long. RefSeq lists its product as hypothetical. The transcript is spliced from 16 exons. The record is from RefSeq and is a predicted model, not a curated record. NCBI's taxonomy places the organism in Eukaryota, Viridiplantae, Chlorophyta, Trebouxiophyceae, Coccomyxaceae. Bases 1 to 2415 code for a protein of 804 amino acids.
AUGCAUUUGUCCAGCUUAGCCCUGAAAGGAUUCGCUUGUUGCCUGCAGUGCCUGGCUAUCUUCUUCAAGAUCUUUCACAUGCUGGAUACCAUAUCCCCAGAUAUUGACGACGAUGUGCGGACCUUCUUCGGCAUGCUGGGAAUGACCAUGAUCGCCGAGCGAGAUUUCCAGAGUCCAGACCAUUACGGAGAUGGCCAAGACUACAUUGUGGAGGAGGCAGCGCGCCUGACAAAUCUGCGCAAGUUGCUGGGGAUUCUGCCGGUUGUGUAUCUCUUUGUGGGGCACAUGAACUUCGGGGGAGCCGCCUCCAUGCUUGCCAUUGGUCUGACAUCGCUGAAGGAACGCCGCAGCAAGUGGGAUGAAAAGCUGCAGGAGCAAGACUUGUCUGCGGACAAAGUGGAGGAGGUGUUCCGGCUAUCCAUGAAACAAGCCCUUGAAGGGCUCUUCCGCUGGGCGGACCUGAACUCUGACAGCACCCAUGCAAUGGCAGUCGAGAAGGUCAAGAACAUGGACAGCAUGAAGGAGUUGAACCCAACCGCAGCCUGGAGCUGCCAUGAUCUGGGCUGGCACCAGUGGGCUGUCAAUGAAGAUCCUCUGCAGGCCAUGCGGGAAGUCGAACCAGGAAUGAAAGCAGCAGAGGAGGAGAAAGAUGACUUCAAGGCCAACUCGCUGCACUGGAUGUACUCCAGAUUCAUGCUGCUGGCUGGCAGCCGCCCAGGCCACACCGUCACAGUCUCUGAAUUCCUGGCCCAUGUCAAGAAGGCGAGGAAGGCCAAGGCGCGGCUGGACAGCUGGGGAGAGUACCUUUGCGAGUGCCCCCCAGGAUGGCUGCCACUGCCCAAGUCAAUGCUUGCCUCAGAGGAGGAGUACUGGUGCACCCUGGGAGCAGCAGCACGAUUCAGGGAAGCCAUCAGAAAUGACCCAGCCUUUGCAGACACCCUGCUGCCGGCCUUCACCGAGGAACAGCUGGACAAGGAGCGCAACCAUAUCAGGUGCUUCAGCUGCCAGGAGGAGAGCGACAGGCUGCUGCUGUGUGCCUCUUGCCAGCAGGCCAAGUACUGCUCCAAAGAGUGCCAGAAGAAGCACUGGAAGAAGCAGCACAAGAUGGAGUUGUACAAUCUGGCAGACUGGGCCCACCAAGACAGCAUCUGCAGGCGGGCACAGCAGGUGACGACCCUACUGCGGCUGCUCGGAGUCCUUCCCUCUGUCUGGCUCUACCUGGACUGCGGCAACGCUUGGGAUGCUAAUGCUGUGGCUCUUGUUGCCCUGGAAGCCCUGGAAAACGGCCCAAGGCCAUGGGAUGCCAUGCUGGAACAGUACGACCUGUCUGCUGAUAUUGUGGAGGAAGUCUGUCGCAUCGCGGUGAAUGCAGCAGUGGACUUGGUGCCUGGACUGAGAUUUGCAGAGGAGCAGAAGGAUGACCUCAAGGCCUGCCCGCUGCAGUGGAUGUACUGCCACAUGAUGCUUCUGACUGGGAGCCGCUGUGGGCAUACCAUCACAGUGUCUGACUUCAUGGAGUAUGUCAAGAAGGCAAACAAGACCAAGGCGCGGCUGGACAGCUGGGGAGAGUUCCACUGCCCAAACACUGGCGGCUGGACGCCAGUACGUGGCAAAACCUUGGCCGGGGAGAGGAGCUUCUGGCGCAGCCAGGGAGUGGCCGCGCGCUUCAAGGAAGCCAUCAAGCGCGACCCAGCCUUUGCAGACACAGAGCUCCCGGCCUUCACAGAAGAACAGCUUGAUCAGGAGCGUGUGCGUCUUAGGUGCUGCGCGUGCCAGGAGCUGCACGAGAAGCUGCUGUGGUGUGCUGGAUGCCUGCAGUGCCUGGUCAAGCUGUUUCAACUGUGCCACAUGUUUGAAACCAUAUUCCCGAGACUUGACGAGGAGACCAAAGCUUUCCUUGACAGCCUUUCAAAAUCUCCAUUCAUCCAUACUGAAUACACCUUGCCAUCAGGCCGGGAGCUCCCUGACAUCUACAGGCAAGCAAAGAAAGCAUGGCUGGUCUGCAGACAAAGUGGAGGAAGUCUCUUCCGCAUUGCUGUGGAUGUGACCAUGCAAAUGAAACUGCUGCCAGGGCUGAAGGCAGCUGAGGAGCAGAAGGAUGACCUGAAGGCCUGCCCACUGCAGUGGAUGUACUGCCACAUGAUGCUGCUGACUGGCAGCCGCCCAGAUCAGGUCAUCACAGUGUCUGACUUCCUGAAGCAUGUCAAGAAGGCAAAAAAGGUCAAGGCGCAUCUGGACAGCUGGGGCGAGUUCCGCUGCAAGAACUCCGGAGGCUACACACCAGUGCCGAGCAUCCCCCUGGCAUCGCCAUUGGACUUCUGGUGCACCCUGGGAAUAGCUGCGCACUUCAAGGACGCCAUCAAGCGCGACCCUGCCUUUGCAGACACCCAGCUCCCAGCCUUCACACAGCAGUAG